Messenger RNA from Miniopterus natalensis, 945 nucleotides. Its product is annotated as olfactory receptor 5B3-like. Gene Ontology annotation, molecular function: G protein-coupled receptor activity; olfactory receptor activity. Gene Ontology annotation, cellular component: membrane. The record is from RefSeq and is a predicted model, not a curated record. NCBI's taxonomy places the organism in Eukaryota, Metazoa, Chordata, Mammalia, Chiroptera, Miniopteridae. Gene Ontology annotation, biological process: G protein-coupled receptor signaling pathway.
AUGGGGAACAGGACAGAAGUGACUGAGUUCACCCUCCUCGGACUGACCAGCGCCCCAGACCUGCAGGUCCCCCUCUUCAUCAUGUUCACUCUCAUCUACCUCAUCAGUGUGGUUGGAAACCUGGGGAUAAUUAUCUUGAUUCUCAUGGACUCUCAUCUCCACACUCCCAUGUAUUUUUUCCUUAGUAACCUCUCUUUGGUUGACUUUUGUUACUCUACAGCUGUCACUCCCAAGGUCAUAGCUGGAUUCCUCAUAGGAGACAAGGUCAUCUCCUACAUUGCAUGCGCUGCUCAGAUGUUCUUUUUCGUAGCCUUGGCCACUGUGGAAAAUUUCCUCUUGGCCUCCAUGGCCUAUGACCGCUACGCAGCAGUGUGCAAGCCCCUGCACUACACCAGCACCAUGACACCCGGGGUGUGUGCGCGUCUGGCCGUAGGUUCCUACAUCUGUGGUUUUCUGAAUGCCUCUGUCCACGUUAGGGACACAUUCAGCCUCUCUUUCUGUAUGUCGAAUCUGGUCCAUCACUUUUUCUGCGAUGUUCCAGCAGUUAUGGCUCUCUCUUGUUCUGACAGACAUAUUGGUGAGCUGAUUCUUGUUGUCGUGGCAAGCUUCAACAUCUGUUUUGCUCUCGUGGUUAUCUUGAUUUCCUACAUGUUCAUAUUUGUCACCAUCCUGAAGAUGCACUCAGCUGAUGGAUAUCAGAAGGCUCUGUCCACCUGCGCCUCUCACCUCACUACAGUCUCCAUCUUCUAUGGAACUAUUAUCUUCACUUACUUACAGCCCAGCUCCAGCCAUUCCAUGGACACAGACAAAAUUGCAUCUGUGUUUUAUACUAUAGUCAUCCCCAUGCUGAACCCCCUGGUCUAUAGCUUGAGAAACAAGGAGGUAAAAAAUGCAUUCAAGAAGGUUGUUGAGAAGGCAAAACUGUCUCUAAGCUUCACCUGUUAA